Vollenhovia emeryi is the source of this 5677-nucleotide messenger RNA. It is a transcript of the gene sas, whose product is annotated as putative epidermal cell surface receptor. The transcript is spliced from 13 exons. The coding region runs from base 936 to 5618 and encodes 1560 amino acids. Gene Ontology annotation, molecular function: protein binding. Lineage: Eukaryota; Metazoa; Arthropoda; Insecta; Hymenoptera; Formicidae. The record is from RefSeq and is a predicted model, not a curated record.
CUACAAAUUUGCGUUCAACACUGAUUCAAUUCAAUGGCUGAUUCAUUGAAAAUCAAUGGAAAUAAAAUGUAGCUAAAUGAACCGAGCUAGUUCUCAGACGUAACUUUUAUUUAGUUAUUACUUAUUUAUUGCUAUUUACGCUGUAAAUGUGACGCGCUUUAUUAUUCUUGUCGUCGCUGAUUGUCCAGCGAUUCUUCCCAACAGACGCGAUUUCUGAUUUCUAAAUACGGUGCAGCAUUUUUGUAAAUGCCUUCGGGAAACGUAUCUGGCGUACUAAGGCUGAGGCAUUUAUAUGGCGCCUAGUGCAAGUGUCUACGACCUGUAGCAAGGCUAACGCGGCCCGGACCCGCGCUUAUGGUGGAAGACGCACACGAAGAAGAGGUAUAGGCCAAUGCGAGGCUCGUCGGCGACGGCGAAUCCCGUUCACCGCCGUGCUGCCUGCACUACAGCUCCGGCCUCGGCACGGAUCGCCAACGAAACGAGAGAGAGCGGCCAGUCGAUCGGUCACCGUGCACGCGUGCUUUCAGCGGUGUCCCCGUCGUCCCCGACAGUGUUUCGAGAACUACGAACUCUACAAAUUCCUCUUUCUCUCUCUCCUCUCUCUUCUUCUCUCUCCUCCUCUCUCCUUCUCCUUCUCAGCCCCCUUCACAUACAUACGCACAUACGAAGUGGACCGUUCUCUCUUUCUCUCUUUCUCUCCUCGCCAUCCUGGACUCUGAAACUCGUUUCAGUCAGCCACGGACUGUCCGUUGUUCCCGCGUUGUUGGUUCACGCGUUGCUGGUCGCGGACAGCAGCUCCUUGCCGAGGAGGACGUGGACUUGGAUUUUCCCUUCUUCAUCCGCCUCCGGUUCCUCUCGUCGACAAAUUAGUGGAGUGCGCGCGUGAACGAGCGAGUGUUUACGUGUUAUACGUCUGUGCAGAAGAAUGCGGUAGGAUGCGUAUCCAGGAAAGAUGUUUCCUGCUGGGUCUCUGCCUCUUAGGCGGGGUCACCUUUUCCUUGACAGCCGCCAGUGCUGAAACGCGAGUCACCACGACACCCGGUACCAAUGGCGAAGAUACUCUAGGGGUGCAGCCCCUUCGUACAGAAUGGCGAAAUGAUACAACAGAAUCGAGAAGUGUGUAUCCAACAAAAGAAGCUGACGUCAAGGCCACGACUGAAGCUAAGAAAAAGACCGUGAUAGACUUUAAGGUCAAAGGCGAUCAGAAGUACCAAAAACCCGUCGUCAAGGAUGACGAGGCGAGGAGGGUUGUAGAUUCCGACGCUCCGAUGACGUCAUCGAUUUCACCCACGACGACCUCGAUGAAAAUCGACCAAUCUUCAUCGAUGAUGAAAUCUUUGGACGCUACGGGAGUGACGAUUCCGUUUCUUCUUCACGGAGCACCGAUAGUCGCUGUGCCCAAGACGACGCCAUCGAGCAGUCUUGCUGUCCAGGGUACGACGAGCAGCGCAGUGGGGGCUCAAGUGACGGAAGAAACAACGUCAUCGAGAGGCAGAGCCUUAAACGUCACCGCCUCGGAGCCAACGAACUCGUUGCACGCUAAUAUCACGGAUCUCAGUGACAUCAGCAUGGACGAGGACGACAAAGAAGUCGAAGGCGGAGAGUACAUCGUGCCGCACAAUAAAGCUGCCAUAAACAUUUCCUCGACAUUACUUCCAAAAGCGUCAGUGUGUAUCCACGGAAAUCGCACUUAUUCAGCGGGUGAAAAAGUUGUGCGAGACUGCGAGGAAAAGUGCGUAUGUUCCGAAAGUGGAGUCAUGGAGUGUCAGCCAUUAUGCAGCCACCCUUACGUUAGAGCGGGCAGACAGUUGAAGGAUCCUUUGUGCCAGGAAAAACUGGAUGCUGAGGAACCAUGUUGUGCCCUUGUUCUCUGUCCUGCGGAUUCAGCUACUGAAGCAAACGAGGCGUGUGUGUUCGGCAACAAUACAGUAGCUAGAGGACAACGUAUCGAAGAUGGUUGCACCAGAGUGUGCAUUUGCGAGGCUGGCGGCAACUUGAAGUGUCAGCCCAGGCCCAAGUGUCCGCCGAACGAUACCAUAGCUAAGCAGCACGAUCGCUGCGUCGCAUUACCCGAUCCCAGUGAUCACUGCUGCACGGUUACACUUUGCGACGUUACUUUGGCCGAUCACGAGUUCAAACUGGAAAAUUCCACCGACCUGAGCGUGCAAUUAAUGGACGCGAAGGUAUUGAAUUCGACUGCGAUUAAACUGAAAUUAUCCGCGAAGAAUCCUCAAGAUAUUACCAUAGAGCUCUCGCAGGACAAUCAUGUAUGGAGACAACAGAAUCCCGAUAAAGAUGGUAUAGUUUCGAGUUUGGAGCCUGCGCAUACGUAUUACGUUCGAAUAGCAGAAGGAAGUCGUACUGGGCCGGCCAUACAGGUGUCCUUGCCAGCCGAAGUGGUGAAGACGAAUAUUUCGGAGAAAAUAUCCAACAAGGAUACCUGCAAUUACAGAGGAAAAUCGUAUGAAAUUGGUACAAGCUGGUACGAUGAGUGUCUCUCUGUCUGCAGUUGCACAGACGAGGGAAAAACUGAGUGCGCUACGAUAGAGUGUCCUACGGACUUUGGACUGGCCUUGUUGGAUCGUCACUGUAUAGAUUGGGAGACAGUUCCACCAGAUUUCGUCCCAAAACCACCGCACUGCUGUCCCCAGGAGCUGCGCUGUAGGAUCAACGGCUCUUGCAAUUAUGAAGGAGUCACGUACGACAAUGGGAGCGAGUUACCGUCGAACGUCACCGGCUGCGAGAGGCGUUGUUAUUGCGAUAUGGGCAAUGUGUCCUGUCGCGCUGCUUGCAAAUUCGUACCAGCUCUGCCGCCUGCCAAUUUGCCAUGCCCACCUCAUCAAGCAACCUUGAUGCAGGUACCUACUAACCCGUGCUGCACGCAGUGGACCUGCGGUCAUCCUUCGUCACAACUGUCAGGAGUGAACGUGACGACCGCGUAUCCCGGCCCCUUAGCCACAAACACGUUUGAUCGGCAAACGAUUGACAAUAUCAAAAGACCGAAUAACAAGUCGGAAAUGCUCAAGCCCAGCCAGGAACCGGAGCACGGUACUUCUCCCUUCUCGGAAGACCCGAAAACCGAUCAGACCCAAACGGACACUACUACUCACGGACCUCCCCACUAUCCUAUGGAUCCAGGACAUCCUACAGUGCCCUACAGCGGACCUUACAGUCCCGACUUUCUAUCCACUCAUCUCAAUGUAGACGACAUCUUUCACUUACCCGUUCACUCCGAAAAGCCGAUAUCGAUCCCGAAGGAAAAAUCCAAGUCAAAGUCCGAUUCGAAAAAACCCGUAGAAUCGUUGAAACCUCACAAGGAAAUAAUUGAUCAGUAUUUCCCUGGUCCAUUAGCACCCGAUAAGUUCCCCGAUAAAGCCGCUUCGAUGCCCGCGUACCCCGCCAACGAAAAUCAAUAUGCAAUAGGUUCAUUGAACCCAAACAAAUGGGCGCCUUCGCACAAAGACCGUCCAAUUGACCAGGCUCAGUUCGUUUCGUCACAUUCCCAUCCGGAUAAAUCAGAUCCAGGAUUCUCUUUUAAUAAUCGAGGUAGUAACUCGCCGAUCAAUUUCAAUAACCAGUACGAUAACUCAGCGAUAGGCCUUCCUCAUCAGGGUUCGAUCCCGCUGAAAGCCGAUUCGGUCGACCCGAACGUGGUUGUCCCUACGGUUUCAAAGAAGAAGACCACACCGAGCGGUCCCUUUAUCGAUGCAGAAAAAUUCAAACCACCCUCGGUAUUGCCGGACCGACCGAAACAGGGUCAAAAAAGUCCCGAUCAUGAGACUCUGCCGGAGCAAUUGUAUCACCUGAUAAGCUCGCAGCACCCCGGCCUAAUUCAGCUGAAUCAUACCCCUCCCCAAGGUCACCCGGGCCUGUACGAUCUUCACCAGCAGAUCUCUAGUCAGAAACAGCCGCCCGGUAAUCGAGUGCAACCCGCUUACUUCGGGACGGUGCCUACCGCGCCGAAGAAGACGACGAAGCCCCAUAUCUUUACGCAAAAAGAUGAGAACGGGCAGACCACUUAUCACAUUCACACGCCCGACAUUCCGAAUACCCCGCAGCAAAUCGAAGAGCUACUAGCGCACAUCAAUCAGCACGAUCCCAAUCCCGGGCCCUUCCAACAUUAUCCCGGACAGCCAGCUAUACCCCAUAAUGUACCGAACGGCCCGCUGCCAACUCUACCUCUCCAUAUAGACGCUCACGUACCACAGUCGGGACUUACGCACUUGAACCACCCGCUCGCAGCACAAACGCCCAGUCAGUCAGGGUUGGACCAUAACAUUGUACCUGCAGGCUUUCCUCUGCCUGGAGGUAUAGCUGGAUUCCCUGCCGUGUCCCCUUCAAAUGAAGUCACGAUGCAAAUACUGGAAGCGCUCGACGAACAUACCGUUCGGCUAGUGUUUACCGUACCUCAGGUUCUGGUGGGAUUGCACGGAAGAGUCGAGCUACGAUACACCAGUGAUAAAACGAAUUUAGAUCCAUCCACGUGGAAGGCACAGGUGUUUGCGCCUCCUAAUGACUUGAUCGCGACACCUCAGCUUGAGUUUGAGCUGGGUGACCUGAAGCCGAUGACCGAAUACAAAGUAAAGAUUACAGUGAAACUGAAGGACCUGACCAAUAGUCCAACUAGCAAGAUUUACAGCGUGCGUACAUUGGACACACACACGGAGGUGCCGACUCUGCCCCCGCAAAUACCAAUUGACGCUGAACUUAGAAUAUCGGGGACGAAUUCAACCUGGGUUAACGUUAUGUGGAAGAAAUUCACGGAAUACGAAUUGCAAUUCAUAGACGGCGUUCAGCUGAGAUAUAAAGAAUACGAUAGCAAAGUUUAUGCGGCAACGCCGCUGAUCCAUCGUGCCGUAACGACUUACGUAAUUGAAAACCUCAAGCCAUCGACCAUGUAUGAAGUCGGUAUUUACUUCAUACCGUUCCCAGGACAAUUAACGGAGUUAAUAAGUGAAAAAACGAUUCAGGUGGCCACGUCGAUGGAGCCAGAUCCCUACUCCUUUGAUGUAAAAGUUGAGAUUAAAACCAUCAAAUCGACGGACGUGGAAGUAUCCUGGAGCGGCGUGCCUUAUCCAGAGGACAAAUACGUGAACAUUUAUCGCGCGAUUUAUCAGAGCGACACUGGCAAAGAAGACACUAGCACCUUCAAAAUCGCCAAGAGAGACUCUCACGCCAAGACUGUGAUCAGUGACCUAAAACCUGGCACUAGGUACCGGUUAUGGCUUGAAAUAUAUUUGACGAACGGCAGAAUAAAAAAGAGUAACGUGCAGGAUUUCGUCACAAAGCCAGGUGUACUCUUACCGGCUACUGUGUCUCAGCAAGCUGGAAAAUUUGCAUCGCUUCCUCUGCAUGAAGGAGAUUACUAUGGCCCGCUAGUGAUAGUGGCCAUCGUGGCCUCCUUAGCGAUACUAUCGACCUUGAUUCUACUAAUGAUGCUGAUGAAAAGACGGACAAGUAGUAAGGCUGAUAUAUCACCUCGUAAAACAACAUCAGCAUACGACAAUCCUUCCUACAAGACCUGUGAAGAUGCAGUUACGAUACCCAACGGAAGAAACAAAACUACAGCAGACCACGAAAUGGCUACCAUCAAUUCGAACGUCAAAGAAACUGCCUGAAGUUUUAUAUAAUUUAUUAAAUCUGUAUUUAUUUAUAUUAAAGAGUACUUAAAAAUGCA